This is a messenger RNA of Sardina pilchardus (European sardine), 6293 nucleotides long. Its product is annotated as NACHT, LRR and PYD domains-containing protein 3-like. The record is from RefSeq and is a predicted model, not a curated record. Gene Ontology annotation, molecular function: protein binding. Lineage: Eukaryota; Metazoa; Chordata; Actinopteri; Clupeiformes; Clupeidae. Gene Ontology annotation, biological process: intracellular signal transduction. The transcript has 10 exons. The coding region runs from base 213 to 3143 and encodes 976 amino acids.
AAAGGCAGAUUUGUUCAAACAACACUCUCGUAAGAACUAAGAAAAGUAGUAUAGCGUUUGCUUUAAAUCUUCGCCAACUGUGAAUACAAUGAAUAGCCUACCUGAUGACAAAUCGGGUGUCUAUUAGGUUGAGUAGCGCAGUCAAGCAAGUCAAACAAGCAAAAGCUUGUCAUGACGAGGUUCACCUGGAUGCUAUGAGGAGUGGCUGAAACAUGAAGAAACGAGUCGAUGUAAAACAGGAGGCCAGUCUUAAGGGGCAAAGCUCAUUCCAUUAUGAGAGACCCCCUUCACCUGUGCCCACUUGUGUGUCCAUGAAGAGUGACCAGUCAAGGGGUCACUUAAUAAACUUCAAACAUGAUGAUGUCACAGAUGAAUCAAGAGGCCAAAUGGAAGGAUGGAAACCAGAUGCUGUCAGUGACCAGUCAGUUACUCAGGGGCACCUCAAGCAGAUAUUCCAGUUACUUGAGGAGAAGAUCAUCAUCUUUGUAAAGAAUGAGCUGGAGAGAUUCCAGAAGAUCGUGAGUCCAGAUUACCAAGAAAACUUUGAGGGUAAAGAGCAGGAUGAGAGUGAUGCCAGAGAAGGGGCUCUCAAGAUGGCACUGCACUUCCUGAGGAACAUGAAGCAGAAACAUAUUGCUGACAAAUUGGAAGAAAAUGAACAGGAUGUAGUUUGUCAAAUUGAGUUGAAAGGAAAUCUCAAGAACAAGUACCAGAGUGUGUUUGAAGGAAUACCCAAGCAAGGGAGCUCUGCUCUGCUGGAAAAAAUCUACACAGAGGUCUACAUCACAGAGGGAGGAAGUGGAAAAGUAAAUGAGGAGCAUGAAGUCAGGCAGAUUGAGUCCAUAUCCAAGAGACCAGGUGGACAAGAGACAUCAAUUAAAUGCAGAGACAUCUUUAAGCCCUUACCUGACCAAGACAAACCAAUUAGAAGUGUCAUUACAAAGGGAGUAGCUGGGAUUGGCAAAACCGUGUCCGUUCAGAAGUACAUCCUGGACUGGGCUGAAGGAAAAGAAAACCGGGAUGUCCACUUCAUAUUUCCACUUCCUUUUAGGGAGCUCAACCCCAUGAAAGACAAACAGAUUUCUUUUAUGGAACUCCUCCACAAUUUCUUUUCAGAAAUGAAGCAGUUAACUUUUCCCAGCCAGGGGAAGUACAAAGUGUUGUUCAUCUUUGAUGGUCUGGAUGAAUGUCGACUCCAACUAGACUUCCGGAAAAAUGAAGGCUUGACUGAAGUGACAAAGGCCACUUCAUUGGAUGUUCUCCUGACAAAUCUCAUCCAGGGUAAUCUGCUUCCCUCUGCCCUACUUUGGAUCACUUCUCGACCAGCAGCAGCUGAUCAAAUCCCCCCUCAGAACGUUGACCGGGUCACAGAAGUACAAGGAUUCAGCAACCUUCAGAAGGAGGAGUACUUCAGAAACAGAAUCAGUGAUCGAAAUCUUGCCACCAAAGUCUUCUCUCACAUCAGAUCAUCAAAAAGCCUCCACAUUAUGUGCCACAUACCAGUGUUUUGCUGGAUUGCUGCUACUGUGCUUGAACGUCUUCUUCAGACUGAAGGAUGUAAGGAAGUUCCAAAGACUUUGACGGAGAUGUACACAUGUUUCCUUGUUUUUCAAACCAAGCAGAGGAGUCUGAAGUUUGAAGGAGUUCAUGCCACAGAUCCACAGUGGAACCGGGCUAGUCUCCUUGCUCUUGGAAAGUUGGCCUACGAACAGCUUGAAAAGGGCAAUCUGAUCUUUUAUGAAGACGACCUGAGAGAGAGUCAUAUUGAUGUCACAGAGGCAGCAGUACACUGUGGCAUUUGCACCCAGAUUUUUCGAGAAGAGCCAAGCCUUCAUCAGGAAAAGUUGUACUGUUUUGUUCAUCUGAGCAUCCAAGAGUAUCUUGCUGCUUUGUAUGUCAUGCUGGUGUUUAUAACUGAAGGAAUAGACCUCAUGACCUCAGAGCAAGACCCCAGAGAUCUUCCUCUGGAUCUGAAACAACGACCAGAGCACAAAUCCAUGAGCAUCUUACAUAAGAAUGCUGUGGACAAGGCCUUGAAACAUGAAGACGGACGCUUUGAUCUUUUCCUCCGUUUCCUGCUUGGCCUCUCACUGGAAUCCAACCAGAGACGCCUAUAUGGCCUACUGGAGAAAAUACAGGAUGAACGCAAAGAGGAAAUAGCUAGUUACAUCAAGACAAAAAUCAGGGAGAUAUCAUCAUCAGAAAGAGUGAUCAACCUCUUUCACUGUCUGAAUGAAGUCAAUGAUCACUCCUUAGUGGAGGAGGUCCAGAGCUUCCUGAGUGCUGGGACACUUUCUGAAGCCAAACUCUCAUCCACACAGUGGUCCGCUCUCACGUUUGUGCUUCUGACAUCAGAAGAAAAGCUGGAUGUGUUUGACUUGAAGAAGUACCUUAGGUCUGAUGAAUGUCUCCUAAGGCUGCAGCCAGUAGUGGAGGAAUCCCAAAAGGCUCUGCUCAACAGUUGUGGGCUCACAGAGAGGAGUUGUGCAGAUCUUGCAUCUGUUCUCACCAAAGCAUCUUCAAAGCUGAAACAUCUGGACCUCAGUGACAACAGUAUUGAAAAUACUGGGGUUCAAAAACUGUGUACUGGACUGAGUAACCCAAAUUGUGCACUGGAGACACUCAGGCUCAGCAGUUGUAGGCUCACAGAGAGGAGUUGUGCAGAUCUUGCAUCUGUUCUCACCAAAGCAUCUUCAAAGCUGAAACAUCUGGACCUCAGUGACAACAGUAUUGGAAAUACUGGGGUUCAAAAUCUGUGUACUAGACUGAGUAACCCAAAUUGUGCACUGGAGACACUCAGGCUCAACAGUUGUGGGCUCACAGAGAGGAGCUGUGCAGAUCUUGCAUCUGUUCUCACCAAAGCAUCUUCAAAGCUGAAACAUCUGGACCUCAGUGACAACAGUAUUGGAAAUACUGGGGUUCAAAAACUGUGUACUAGACUGAGUAACCCAAAUUGUGCACUGGAGACACUCAGACUCUCUGACUGCAGUAUCACAAAGAAGGGCUAUGCUAGCCUGGCUUCAGCCCUGAGGGUAAAUCCCAAUUGCCUCAGAGAGCUUGAUCUCACAGGAAAUGAUCCAGGGCGAUCAGGAGUAAAACUGCUUUUAGACGAUCCACAGUGUACGCUGAGAAAUAUCCAGUAAGUACAGUACACUUCUGGGAAAACAGUGGAUAGUGCAGUUGUGAUAUCAAAUAUUUUGAUAACACUUUAUUUUACGGAGCCAUGAAUUAACCAUUAAUACAUAGUUAUUAUGUGUAUUUAUUAAUGCCCUAUAACAUCUGUAUAAAGUGUCAUUAUACAUUUAUUAGGUCUUUAUUCAGAAUUGUCUUAUUUUUACUCAAUAGGUGAUUUAUUCUGGUUAAAUUGUUAAUAUGCAACUAGCUGGUCUUGAUCUAAGCUUACUGAUAUAUAGUAAUAUAUAGAAAUAGAAAAUAUAAACAUUAUAGCCGUCUAAUUGAUUGUCAUAAAUUACAUUACUACUCUGUCAUUAUAAGUCACUUAUUCAGACAGUAUGUUAGGAGUCUAUAAACGCUAAAUACACCAGUAGCCUUACACCAUCUCGUUCUUUAUGAAGAAUAAAUUAUCUAUUGAUUGAUUACUGUAAUACAUGCCAAAUAAAUGUGGAAUUAUGCUUGCUGAACAUAAAUACAUACACAUAUUAUCACUAGGUGUUACAUUUCACACAAGAACAUACAGUAUUUAAACAAGCUUGUUGCAGUUGGAUUUUUUUUGUGGUGGAAAUGCCUUUUGUUCAUGAGAUUCAGUUGCUCUCUAAUAGUGCUGGGGGUAACCGAUUAUUUUAAAACGAUUAAUCGGGCGAUUAUUUUAUCGAUUAGUCGACUAAUCUAACGACUAAUUGGACGAUUAGUCUAACGAUUAUUUUUCUGUUGUUCGAUUAAUAAAAACCAUAAUGUAUCCAUAAAAAAGUAUAUACAAAAAUCACCAAGAUAAAAAGAUUUGCUUUGUUCUGAACACACAAUAUCAAUGCAGUUGCAACACUUAAACUCAUUGCAGUGCUAUGUAGGGUUAAUUGCCAACUAUGAGAAAAUAAAAAUGGGGAUGCUUUUGCAUGGUUGCAUGAGAAAUAGCCUACUUCUGAAAACAACAAUUAUAUGGGUGCUAUUGUUUUGGGAUGUUUCCCUCAUGCAAGCAUUAUAGCCUACUCUGGUAGGCAAAUGGAGAACACAUUGAUAUGCUUUCAAAAUGACAUUCCAUUUCAAUGCCUGAAUGUAAUGAUCCAGGAAACAUAAUAGGCCUACAAGCGGAAAUCACUAAUCUGAAGAUCUUUAAAUGAAAGACUAAAGCUACAAUAUUUUGACCAUAUUAUAUUCAAAUUUGACUAAACAUUACUCAAUGCUAAAUAAUGUAGACUAUUGUACAGUCUCUGCUCUGUUUCUAUGGAAGUUAAAAUAGCCUUCCAACAGGUUGAAUCGGAGCUUUGGCAACAACGUUAUUGUGUAGCCUAGUUUCCCUUUCUGUCGCCUAAACGCGCACACGCAUGCAUUCAAUGAACACUCAUACACCAUUGAGCAUAUUAUACGGAACGGUUGGCAACCCUAUGGCAUGAUUAGCUUUUCUUGAGGGCUAACAUUGAACAUCUUUGGUAACGUUAGUGCAACUCAUACGAGCCCUAAAACACUUGGAUGUGAUGUUCAUUUAAGUGUUCUCAAUGCUCAUAAAACAUGGAUUCAUUAAUGACCACUGCGCACAGCCCUGACUUGGACAUUGUUUGGCUCCGCCUAGUUGACACUAGCGAACCUACGUUGACAUGUUGCGUUUUUUGAUGGAAAUAUUAAGAGUGGCAUUCCAUUGUGCUUCGUGUCGUACGCAUCUGGUGGGCGUCCCCCUGUUACGCUUGACUCCUAUAAAUUACCACAACCGUUAACUCUGUGUGCAGUUUGUUCCCAUUCGACCACCUCAGGCGAGCAGUUUUUCAGGGCUUUGUGCAAGGCUUUUUUGGUUUUAGGAAGUGCGAACUGUUCAUUAGAGUGCAUGAAAAUGCACUCUACUGUUAUCCGAUAUCUUCUUAUCUUUAUUUUUCUUCUAACGUUUUUGUGCGCGCAAUUCAGCUUCAACCGUUUAACGUAGAAACUUCAUUCAAACUGCGCUGCUUAGGUCUUACUUAGGUGACUUCAGCUAUGUAUUUUCCAACUUUGAAAACUUUAUCGUUGAAUUUAUAUUAAUUUUUUAAAACAUUUUUUUCUCCCAUAGACUUAACAUUGGAUUAUGACAUCAUAAUAGGGCAAUUAGAAUCUUAUGCCAGGUGGCCAGCCCCACCUGCAGCAGCCCUCUCUCUCUCAGGCUUAAAGCAUACAAUCUCUCUGUGAAGACUACAUAUCCUGUUAAACUGUUUACUCUGUCCACAACUGUUUCAAAAUAAAAGUCCUCACUGCAAUAAUACACUAUUAAAUCAUUUAACCAUUGAAACUGCUCAACUAUUUAACUGUUCAACCAUUCCAACUGUCAGUUAUCAUCAACUAUGCCUCCAGUCAGCUAUAUGGAACCUCCAUGUACCUAGCAACCAACAUAGCAACCAUCAAAAUGAAGCAUUACUGACAGUUUCCAUAGCAACUAACAUAAUUAUACUGCAGUAACUUUUUUAUUCCUGAUAGUGGCCACCAUGGAUACCCUGGCAACACAUGUUUCAAAAUAAAAGUCCUCACUAGCAAGUUAGCUAGUUAGCAUGGUUAGCAUAGUUAGCAUUGUUAGCAUUUUUAACAUUUUUAGCAUAACUGCUAGAAAUCAUUAGCUAAGUUAGCUAACCAACCUUUUUAGCAUAGUUAGCAUUGUUAGCAUUUUUAGCAUAACUGCUAGAAAUCAUCAACUAAGUUAGCUAAUCAACCUGGUUAGCAUUGUUAGCAUAGUUAGCAUAGCAUAACUGCUAAAAAACAUUAGCCGAGUUAGCUAAUCACCUUGGUUAGCAUUAUUAACAUAGUUAGCAUUGUUAGCAAAUUUGCUAGCAAACAUAAGCUAAGUUAGCUAAGCAAUCUGAGUAGCAUAUUAACAUUAUUAACACAUUAGCAAAACAUUAAACAUCCAUUAAUCUAUAACUUUUGCCAUCCAUUUAAAUGAUUUACCUAUCAAAAUCAAUUAAAUUAUCGGUCUGUCAACAUUCAUUAAAUUAUCUUUUUAUCAACAGCUUUUAAGCUAUCCGUAUUCAAUUAAACUGUCUAUCUUCGCACUAUCAACUUUCAUAAAAUAUGAAACCACCAUGUCUACCCUAGCAACACCUCAGUAACCAUAUCUACAUGAUUUAUCUGUACAUUUUUGCAUUUUCAUGCACUCGUAAUUU